ACAAAUGUUUAUUUUCAGUUCUUGUUCAAUCAUUCAGCUACAGAUGCAUUUUGGGAAGUGAUUUCGAUUCGGUCAGAAUUAUUUUCUAUUUUGGGCCGACCUAUUAUGAAAACCAAUCAUAUGAGCUUCACGAUGCAGCUUCAAUUUUGAAACACCCCAAAUUCGUCCAUAAGAAUACCAAUUUAUAUCUCCAUGGCUAUAAUAACACCCAAGAGAAUUUCAGCGUGCAUUUAAUGGUGGAUUCUUAUUUGAAAGGAAACGCUUACAACUUUCUGACACUUGAUUUUGCUGCUCUGGUCAAUGGAAGCUAUUUUUCAGCACAGCGUAGUAUUUUAGAGCUUGUUCCCCGAAUUUCCGGUUCUAUUUUUGACCUAAUUGAUGCUGGUUUGGAUGUGAAUUCAUUCGGCUUAGUGGGUCACUCUCUUGGGGCAGUUGCGAUUGGAUUAAUUGGGAGAGACAUUCAUCAGAGGUCUAAUGGAAGCAUCCUUCUUCCGAGGAUUUCACUUUUGGAUCCAUCGAAUCCAGAAGCUCAUGAUGAUUUUAUUUUACCGGAAAUUAAAAAGACCGAUGCCAGAUUUAUCGAUGUGAUUCAUUCGAGUGCUGGCCAAGUUGGGACAUCGAAACACUCUGGUCAUGCUGAUUUUUGGCCAAAUGGCGGAACGCCCAUACAACCAGGGUGUCCUGAAGAAAGUAUUAGCAAAUUCUGCAGUCACCACAAAUCUUUCGCUUACUGGGCCCAAAGUGUUGCUAAAGUUAAUUCAAAACAAUUGCUUUCUUAUCGAGCAAAGAACUACGAAACUUUUUUGGAAUACAAAAAGGCAAUUAUAAGAACAAGAGGAGUCCCAAUGGGAAUAAAUUGUCCAAAGAGUGCAUACGGUGAUUAUUAUCUUGAAUUGGAUAGUACUUAUGGAGAAAACGGUGAUCCUUCGGUUGUUCCAAAAUGAAACACUAGCAUUUUUUUAAAGUUUGUGAUAUACUCAAAUAUAAAUGAUUUAUACAAAAUUUAAUAAAUAAGGUUAACUUUAGUAAUUACCUAAAAUGUACUUUAUGUUUCAUCGAAUAUUGAAAUGCCCGAUGAUUAGUAACGUGAAACUGAAA
This is a messenger RNA of Eupeodes corollae, 1098 nucleotides long. RefSeq names its product lipase member H-like. NCBI's taxonomy places the organism in Eukaryota, Metazoa, Arthropoda, Insecta, Diptera, Syrphidae. The coding region runs from base 234 to 944 and encodes 236 amino acids. The transcript has 6 exons. The record is from RefSeq and is a predicted model, not a curated record. Gene Ontology annotation, molecular function: lipase activity.